GGGGGGAGGAGGAGCAGCAGCAGCAGCAGCAAAGAAAAAAAAAAUCCUCAUCAAAUCCCCACCUAAGAAUUCAGCAUAUCCAGAUCCACAUCUUCACUCAAGCCCAGAGGGGGAAAGAGGAAAGGGGGGGGAGGAAAGGAAAAAAAAAAAAAAAAAAACCAACAACUUAGCGGAAACUUCUCAGAGAAUGCUCCAAAACUCAGCAGUACUUCUGGUGCUGGUGAUCGGCGUUUCUGCAAGCCAUGAGGCAGAGCAGAAUGACUCUGUGAGCCCCAGGAAAUCCCGGGUGGCAUCUCAGACCUCAGCUGAAGUGGUUCGCUGCCUCAACAGUGCCCUGCAGGUUGGCUGCGGGGCGUUUGCCUGCCUGGAAAACUCCACCUGUGACACCGAUGGAAUGUUUGACAUCUGUAAAUCCUUCUUAUACAGCGCUGCCAAAUUUGACACUCAGGGAAAAGCAUUUGUCAAAGAGAGUUUAAAAUGCAUUGCCAACGGGGUCACCGCCAAGGUCUUCGUCGCCAUUCGGAGAUGCUCUACUUUCCAGAGGAUGAUUGCCGAGGUGCAGGAAGAGUGCUACAGCAAGCUAAACAUGUGCAGCAUUGCCAAGCGGAACCCAGAAGCCAUCACGGAAGUUGUCCAGCUGCCCAAUCACUUCCCCAACAGAUACUACAACAGACUUAUCCGAAGCCUUCUGGAAUGCGAUGAAGAUACGGUCAGCACCAUCAGAGACAGCCUGAUGGAGAAAAUCGGGCCCAACAUGGCAAGCCUCUUCCACAUCCUGCAGACGGACCACUGUGGGCAAACACACCCGCGUGCUGACUUCAACAGGAGGCGCACCAACGAGCCCCAGAAGCUGAAGGUCCUCCUCAGGAAUCUCCGAGGUGAGGGGGACGCUCCCUCCCACAUCAAACGCACCUCCCACGAGAGUGCAUAACCAGGGAGAGAGAUUCAAUCCAUAACCUCACCAAACUAGUAUCAUUUUAGGGGUGUUGACACACCAAUUUUGAGUGUACUGUGCCUGGUUUGGUUUUUUUUUUAAAGUAGUUCCUAUUUUCUAUCCCCCACCCCCCCCACACACUUAAAGAAAAUUGCAUGAAACUAGGCUUCUGUGAUCAUUUUCUCAAAUUCUGCAAUGGCAGCCAUUCCACAAACAGAAUCUGUGCGAUCAUUCUGCCUCUCCUCUGGAGAACGUAACCUUCUUUUAUCUUCUUCCUCCAUGAUAUCUCUUCCCAGCUCCUCUCUAACCACCCUCAAACACAGAACAUUCAAGUAACUGCCUGGUUGGUCAUUGUACUUUGAAGAUGUGGAGCCCUUUAGAACGGUUGCCCCAUAGAGUUAGCUGAUACAAAACCAUUUUAUUUAAAUGCAUGUCUUCAAUGCUCAUAAAGAUGUUAAGUGGAAUUCGUGUUAUGAAUCUGUGCUGGCCAUGGACGAAUAUGAAUAUCAUGUUUGAAUUCUUGAUCUCUAAUGAGCUAGUAGUGUCUUAUGGUCUCGAUCCUCCGAUGUCUAGUUUCCUUUCUGACACAUUUACCAAAUUGCUCAAGCCUGGCUCUCCAACCAGACUUUGGGCCUGCAACUUCUUGCAUCGAAUGAAACACAAAAUCUAACAUCUUUAUGUACUGUAACUGCUCAGAGCUUUAAAAGUAUCUUUAACAAUUGUCUUAAAAAAAAACCAGAGAAUCUUAAGGUCUAACUGUGGAAUAUAAAUAGCUGAAAACUAAUGUACUGUACAUAAAUUCCAGAGGACUCUGCUUAAACAAAGCAGUAUAUAAUAACUUUAUUGCAUAUAGAUUUAGUUUUGUAACUUAGCUUUAUUUUUUUUCCUGGGAAUGGAAUAACUAUCUCACUUCCAGAUAUCCACAUAAAUGCUCCUUGUGGCCUUUUUUAUAACUAAGGGGGUAGAAAUAGUUUUGACUCAACAUCAGAACUUUUAAGAUGGGCCUAUAUAUGAGAUAGGAAAAACAAACUGGUUUAUCUGAAGGACCUUAGGUAAGAUGUUAGUCUCCCAGCCCACCUCCACCCAGAGGCUACACUUGACUUAGACCUAUCCUGAAACAGCUCUGUCACAUCCAACUGGGAAUUACAGCAAUUGAAGAACACCCCUUUGGGCUUGGACCGCUGACAAUGCUAAGGCCUACUAUACCCUCGGAAGGUGGCAGUUCUUAACACCCCACCUUCCAUCAGUGCCUGGCACUCUGGCAGAUGUGUGAGAUUUUUCCACUGAGUCAAUCGGGAAUGAGUCAAUCAGCCUUUGAGUCUUUAGUCCGGGGGACUUGGGGCUGAGGGAGUAUAAAUAACCCUGGGCUGUCCAGCCUUAAUAAACUCCUCUUACAUUUUUGUCCUAUAGCAUGCUGCCCACUAAAGUAGUCCUGGCAGCUGGACCAUCUCUUGUAGGAUCUUAAAAUUAAGAAAAAGGAAAAGAAAAGGAAAGAAAAAAGGAAAGGAAAGAGAAAGGAGGAAAAGAAAACGAGCUGGUGGUUUGAUCAUUUCUGCCGUGAUGUUUACAAGAUGGCAGGCACUAAAGCCAAACGAUUAACCUAUCUAUGAACAACGGUAGUUUCUCAGGGUCACUGUCCUUGAACCCAAUAACCCCUUACAAGUGUCACUGCCCACCAAAGGUCAAUGCUGAGAGAGGAGGAGGGAGGAGGGGUAGUUCUGCAGGGACCACUCCAAGCUCACUUGGGUAGAAACUAUUGGUGCUUGACUCUCACUAGGCUAAACUUCAGAGUUAACCAAAUCGAUUGAUAAGGGACCCUGGUGGGAGGAAGAAGGAGGGUACCUCUCCAGAAAGAAAGAAAGAAAGAAAACAGAAAAGAAAAGCAAUACAACUUUACCAUAAAGCCUUUAAAACCAGUAAUGUGCUGCUGAAGGACCAAGCAUAAGAGCAGCAGAUCCAACAGCAGCCGCAGCAGCACAAACAUGGCUGCCUUCGUCCCCACACCGCCUCUAAGCGUGCUGACAUCAGAUUGUUAAGGGCAUUUUUAUACUCAGAACUGUCCCAUCCCCAGGUCCCAAACAAAUGGACACUGCCUUAGCCUCUUGGAAAUCAGGUAGAGCAUAUUCUAAGUUAGACUCUCUUCUUUCUCCUCCCCACCCCCCAAAACGCCCCUCCCCAGGCAAGGCUGAGUUCUCUGAACCAGAAAAGCUAAUCAAGUGUGUGUGUUGUUGUUGUCCAUUUUGCAAACCCCACUAAGCCAGGACCCCAGAGUGAUAAGUAGUUCACGAGAGUUUCUAGCAAAAUUCCCUCUUAUUUCAACCAGUCGAUUCUCUCUCCCUCAUUCCCCACUCCCCCACUUUCUGCAAUGACCUCUUCAAAUGGUCAUGAUCCCCUUUCUCCCCACAGUAGCUGCAAUAAGUAUAUCGUAUAUCGACACAUACAGAAAGAAGCAGUUCUCACAAUGUUGCUAAUUGUUUUGUUUUGGUUUUUGGUUUUUUUGCUUCUCUUCUUCUUCUCACCCCAGUCCCUCCAACUCCUCCUUAAGCUCCCAAAGCUUCUUGUUGUGUUUACUACCGAGUGAUGGCGGGGAGGGGGAGAGGGGACUAACCUAGACCAGUUUUGUCUGAUUUCUCUAUCGUGAUUUGGUUGCACUUUAGACAUUUUUGUGCCAUUAUAUUUGCAUUAUGUAUUUAUAAUUUAAAUGAUAUUUAGGGUUUUUUUUGGCUGAGUACUGGAAUAAACAGUGAGCAUAUCUGGUAUAUGUCAUUAUUUAUUGUUAAAUUACAUUUUUAAGCUCCGUGUGCAUAUAAAGGUUAUGAAACAUAUCAUGGUAAUGACAGAUGCAAGUUAUUUUAUUUGCUUAUUUUUAUAAUUAAAGAUGCCAUAGCAUAAUAUGAAGCCUUUGGUGAAUUCCUUCUAAGAUAAUAAUAAUAAAAUGUUACGUUUUA
This is a messenger RNA of Dipodomys spectabilis (banner-tailed kangaroo rat), 3882 nucleotides long. It is a transcript of the gene Stc1, whose product is annotated as stanniocalcin 1. Gene Ontology annotation, biological process: intracellular calcium ion homeostasis. The transcript has 4 exons. Gene Ontology annotation, cellular component: extracellular region. The record is from RefSeq and is a predicted model, not a curated record. NCBI's taxonomy places the organism in Eukaryota, Metazoa, Chordata, Mammalia, Rodentia, Heteromyidae. Gene Ontology annotation, molecular function: hormone activity. The coding region runs from base 188 to 931 and encodes 247 amino acids.